This is a messenger RNA of Iphiclides podalirius (scarce swallowtail), 750 nucleotides long. The record is from the annotation of a GenBank genome assembly. Lineage: Eukaryota; Metazoa; Arthropoda; Insecta; Lepidoptera; Papilionidae.
AUGGAUAGUGCUACCGGUCUGGGUGAAAUAAUUUACGCAAUAAACGCUGGUGGACCAGCUCAUACAGAUAUUCACGGCAUAUCUUACGAUAAAGAUCCUUUACAAGGUAGAGUCGGCACCGCUUCAGACUAUGGAAAACAGCUCGUAAUGAUCCGCCGGGUUGAUCAAAAAGAUGAAAUAUUAUACCAAACUGAGAGGUAUCACCAUAGUACUUUUGGCUACGAUAUUCCUGCAAACAGAGAUGGAGAGUAUGUCUUAGUGUUAAAGUUUAGUGAAGUGUACUUUAAUGCGCCAAAUAUGAAAGUAUUUGAUGUUGUGUUAAAUGGAGACCACACAAUUGUGGCUGACUUGGACAUAUAUGACAAAGUAGGACGUGGUGCAGCUCAUGAUGAAUAUAUACCAUAUUCUAUUAAACAUGGAAAAUUAUAUUACAAUGAAGAGGAAUCUGACAUUAGAGGGGGUAAAAUUAAAGUUGAAUUCAUUAAAGGUUACCGAGAUAAUCCAAAGAUAAAUGCCCUUUAUGUAAUGAGGGGCACAAUGGAUGAAGUUCCAAAACUCCCUCCCUUAGAAUGGCCGGAAAAUGAAGCUGAGGAGGUUAAAGAAGAGGUUGAAGAAAAAAUUACUACAUCACCAAGAGCGAGUGGUCCUAAGCAACCAGAUCCAUACACAAUGGAUGAAAGCUCAGUGCUAAUACCCGUCUUCAUCACAAUUGGUGCCUUUAUUCCUCUCUUGUUUUGCUUAUGUAAAUUA